Messenger RNA from Solenopsis invicta (red fire ant), 2853 nucleotides. RefSeq lists its product as uncharacterized. The coding region runs from base 1638 to 2336 and encodes 232 amino acids. The transcript has 8 exons. NCBI's taxonomy places the organism in Eukaryota, Metazoa, Arthropoda, Insecta, Hymenoptera, Formicidae. The record is from RefSeq and is a predicted model, not a curated record.
CAAAAUCCCAGGGUGACUCACCUGAUCCUCCCCUUGUAAGUGAAAAUAAAAAUGUCGAUAAUAUCAAUAUUUUUAAUUUCAUUACCGUUUGAGUUCUGUAUUCUGUCCUUAUCUUUUCAACAAACGAAAUCACCUAACUCAGUACCGAAUACUUCGGCACCCUCGGGCCGUCUUGUAGGAUGAGUUUGCGCGAAACAAUUUUUUAUUCGACCUGUUGGGUUUCUGCUAUUGAAUAAGGACGUAAUGUGUUGACAAUAUACAUUGCACUUUGACACCACGCUAUCUCUUUUCGCUGCAUGUAACAAAAAGAGAUUGACGUUAGACUAAAUGUUUAGUAUAUUUAUAACCAUGUCAUAAGAAAAUUAUGUAUAUAAUACAUAAUACUAAAAUUAUAUUUUCAUGUCGAACAUGAAUAUGGCAAUAUUUUGUGGACAAUAUGGAUUGAAUCCUUCAUUCCCAUCGCCCAUUCCCAUAAAACGCAAAAAUUUUUCAUUGUUUCUCCAUUCUUGUUUGCUUAUGUUUGCUUAUAAGAUGGGCAAAUACAAACUUAAAAUAGUCAGCACACGAUAAACGCAUUUGAUAAUUAAAAAUAGUCAGCCCACGGUAAACACCUCUGAUAUUUAAUUAAUAAUAGUCAGCACACGAUAAACGCCUCUAAUAUUUAAUUAAUAAUAGUCAGCCCACGGUAAACGCCUCUAAUAUUUAAUUAAUAAUAGUCAGCACACGAUAAACGCUUCUGAUAUUUAAUUAACAGUAAUCUACACACGAUAAACGUCUCUGAUAAUUAAAAGUAGUCAGCCCACGAUAAACGCCUCUGAUAUUUAAUUAAUAACAGUCAGCACACGAUAAACGCUUCUGAUAUUUAAUUAAAAGUAGCCAGACCACGGUAAAUGCCUCUGGUAGUAAUUAAAAAUAUGAUUAUAAUUCACGGCUUACUGCUGUAGACAGUCUACGGCGACGGAAACCUUUUGACAUUACAUUGUCUUAUGAUAGGUAUCCUACACCUGUCUAUACCAGUGCCUCUGCAUUCUAACCUCUAACUUUCUUUUGGACAGGGUUAGAUUGACCAGGACAUCACAGUUGACCACGUGUGUCAUGCUUUCUCCAGGAUGCAUUAUCGUAGCACGUCUCACCACUUUCCUUCCCACAGCGUUUUCAAGAGACACUACAACAGAACUUAGUUCAACAGUUCACUGAACUGCUUGCCCCAGGUCUUGAGCAAGUGCAAGCAGUGCAAAGGUGGAAAGUCUGAAAUGGCCUGGUUCUUUUCAACUGAACUGCUGCACUAGUUCAGAGCGCUAUAUUAGAUCCGAAGGGUGUUAAUAGUCAAAUUAAGAAGGCUAUAUUGAGUCCUGGUCAAGGAGAUAACGAUUCCCCACCAACGCAAUCAGAAUAUUAAAACAUGGAAACAACGGGAAGUGCAUACAUUAAAAGGGAUGCAGCUGAAAAUAUUUUGGUUGAUGAAAAUGGAAAUGUUACUUGUGAAUCCAAAGAACAAACCAAGAUAGAAGAAAGACAUUUUUUGGGAUGAUGCAACAACUAAACUGUUUUUGGAAUUAUAUGAGAAAAACAGUGAUUUCUUAGUAAACAGAAAAAUUAAAACCAAGAAAAUAUUAUGGCAAAAAAUAACAGAAAGUAUGCAAAAACAUGGAUACAACGUGACACUUGUACAAGUCGAAAAUAAAUAUAAGUCUUUAGAGAGAUCGUUCAAAAAUAUGGUUUUAAAUAAUAUUAAAACAGGCAGAGCUCGCAUGUCAUGUCCAUAUGAACAACAGUUAACUAAACUUCUGGGUCAUAAGCACAACAUUCGACCAUUGGCAAUAUCUGGAAAGCAAGGUCUACUUUUAAGGGAUGAUGUCCAAAUUAGCACACCUUUGCAAGUUCCUAAUCUUGAGAUUCAGACUGAUAAAGCUAAUACCUGUGAUAUGAAUAAUCAAAAUGGAGUUAAUUUAAAUACAGAUGUAAAUGUAGAAUCAACAUCAAAUUCAAGGAAUACUACAUUGGAAAUAAAUGCAAGCCACACUGAAAAUGAUUGUUCAAAUCAAACAUUGUCACAUAGUACGCACAGAAAACAAACGGUUAGAACGACAAGAUUUACAGAAAUUUUUCACAAAACGAUCGAAAAACUUUUAAGCGAUAUUCAACAUGACAAGGAGAUAAAAAAUGAAAUACAAACACAGUUUGUAACGGAAUAUAAAGCAAUGAGAAAUACAUAUGAACAAUCAAUGAAAAAUAUAGAGGAACAACUAAUAAAGGCAAAUCAAUUGAGAGAAGAAAGAAAUGAAUUGUUAAGAGAAAUUUAUCUGAAAACAAACAUUAACAUUAAUGAGCAUUAAAAAAGUUAGAAAGUUAAAAAUGUAUAAUUCAGCAAGAGUACAAUUUACAAUUUGUCCAAGAGUUCAACGCAGUAAAUAAAUGCGUGAAAUUUUAUUUUAUUUUUUCGGAUUCAGGGAAAUUGUCCCACACAAGUUCCUUGCUUUAAGAGCAAUCUUAUAAAUAAAACGUUAUUAAUGGUUAAGAAAUGUUUUGUUUUACAUACCCUAACAGCACAAAGUCGACUUUAAGUCGACUAUGAGUCGGCCAUAACUGCUAGACGUCUGGAAAAUGGACGUCCAUAAAUCGACUUUAGACGACUUAAAGACGUCUAUAAGUCAUACAAUGUCCCACUUUAAUCGACAACUAUAAGUCGACUUUUAGAGACGUCUUUAAGUCAUACAUUUGAAGACAACUAUAAGUCGACUAUAGUUAGCCAUCCUACAGACAUUCUAUGCAGUUGUAAAGGAAGGAAUAUUGAAAUUGGGAAAAUAUGUUAUAACAUUUUUUACUUGUUUGAUUCGUUUUAUUUAAAAAAAA